GGUUGGUAUCAUGAUUAAAGAAAAAAACACGCCUCUUAAUUAUCUCUCUCUCUCUGCCAUGGCUCCAUAGCCCUUCGCAAUUACGUUUUUCAUGCCCUUCAAUAAUCACUGUCCACUUAUUAGUCCAAAGGCGGAGCACCGAAACACGGGAAAAAAUGUCUUCUCUAAACCUGGAAACCACCUCCGAAACCCCACCCAAAGCACCAGACACCCUUCAAGAGCUUCCUAUCACCACCACCGCCAAGAAAUUCCCAAAAAAACUCACCCUGGUCCCUCUAAUAUUCUUAAUCUACUUUGAAGUUGCUGGGGGUCCUUAUGGAGAAGAACCUGCGGUCCAGGCUGCGGGGCCUCUGUAUGCCUUACUUGGUUUCUUGAUAUUUCCAUUUAUAUGGAGUAUUCCUGAGGCUCUUAUCACCGCUGAGCUCUCCACUGCUUACCCUGGAAAUGGAGGUUUUGUCAUAUGGGCUGAAAGGGCUUUUGGUCCUUUCUGUGGAUCUCUGAUGGGUUCUUGGAAAUUCUUGAGUGGUGUUAUUAAUAUUGCUGCUUUUCCUGUUCUUUGCAUUGAUUACAUGGAGAAGGUAGUUCCUGCUUUGGAAUCAGGUUGGCCUAGAAAAGUUGCUGUCUUGAUUUCAACAUUGCUGUUAUCCUUUUUAAACUAUACUGGAUUGACUAUUGUUGGUUAUGCUGCUGUUCUGCUUGGUCUUGUUUCGCUUUCGCCUUUUAUAGUUAUGUCUUUGAUAGCAAUCCCUAAGAUUCAUCCUCAUAGGUGGAUAAGUUUUGGCCAAAAGGGUGUGAAAAAGGACUGGACUUUGUUCUUUAACACACUUUUUUGGAACUUGAAUUUCUGGGACAAUGUUAGUACUUUGGCUGGUGAAGUGGAUGCACCCCGGAAAACAUUUCCUAUGGCCUUACUUGUGGCUGUGAUCUUCACUUGUGUGUCUUACUUGAUUCCACUUUUCGCGGUGACUGGUGCUGUUUCCGUGGAUCAAAGUCUAUGGGAAUCAGGAUUUCAUGCCACUGCUGCAGAGAUGAUUGCAGGGAAGUGGCUAAAGUAUUGGAUUGAAGUUGGUGCUGUGUUAUCUGCUAUUGGUUUAUAUGAGGCGCAAUUAAGUAGUAGUGCAUACCAGCUUCUUGGUAUGGCUGAUUUAGGAUUUGUUCCAAACUUCUUUGCCAUUAGGUCUAAAAGGUUCAACACGCCUUGGGUGGGGAUAUUGCUAUCCACUUUGAUCACAAUUGGUGUCUCAUAUAUGACCUUUACAGAUAUAAUUUCGUCAGCGAAUUUCUUAUAUAGUUUAGGUAUGUUGUUAGAGUUUGCAUCUUUUAUUUGGCUGAGAAAGAAAUUGCCAGGGUUGAAAAGGCCUUACAGGAUUCCAAUGAGGCUUCCAGGUUUGAUUGUUAUGUGCUUAGUACCAUCUGCAUUUUUGGUUCUUAUAAUGGCUAUUGCUACUAAGACUGUUUACUUGGUGAGUGGUUUGAUGACUGUGGGUGCCAUUGGAUUUUACUUCUUUAUGAAUUUUUGCAAGACAAAGCAGUGGUUCAAGUUUAGCAGCGGUGAAGUCAUUGAAGAUUGAUGUAUAAGAGAAGGUUGCUAUCUUGUUGAAAUGGUCAUGAAUGAAUUUGGCCUAGUGUUUAAGAAAAAGACACAUAGACAGUCACAUGGAAUCUUUGGACUCCAGAUUCUCAACAACAUGGCACUUGGCAUUGGAGGAUCUGCAUAGGAUCUAAAGAUCCUAUUUCUACUAGGGUUGUAUAGUUGUAAAGUUAUGAGAUCAAGAAAUUAGGUUAAUGAAAACAGCUUCUGUACUGUUAUUCUC
Molecule: messenger RNA, 1814 nt
Organism: Populus nigra (black poplar)
Lineage: Eukaryota; Viridiplantae; Streptophyta; Magnoliopsida; Malpighiales; Salicaceae
Product: probable polyamine transporter At3g13620
Exons: 1
Coding region: 156-1571 (471 amino acids)
Biological process (GO): transmembrane transport
Cellular component (GO): membrane
Molecular function (GO): transmembrane transporter activity
Source: RefSeq, a predicted model, not a curated record